UUAUAGAGACAGUAUCAUUACAACACAAAACGCUCUUUGAUCAGUAGAGGGAAAAAAAAAAAAAUUCAACCUUUGAUUUGAUCAUCAUUACAGUAACCAAAAAGAUGGCUUCAUUGCUAACACUCAUCACCUUCAUCUUUCUCUCCUCACUUUCUCUCUCUUCGCCGACGACAAACACAAUCUCAUCUUCCCCAACAAUCUCUCCCUUUGAAGAACAGAUCUCGCCGGAGAUCGCUCCUCUCCUCCCUUCACCCGCCGUCUCCUCCAGUACUCAAACCAUCCCUUCUUCUUCAACACUUCCCAAACCAGAAAACGACGACGUUUUUGCAGAUCCUGAUCCCGCCUUCGCUCCCUCCGCUUCUCCUCCGGCUUCAUCUCUUGCUACUCUGUCUUCUCAAGCUCCCGGAGUUUUCGUCUACUUUGUCGUCGCCGCCGUCUCUUGUUUCUCGCUCCGGCUUCUUGCCGUUUCACCUAUAUAGGUCAUUCAUAUUUUAGACCACGUACGUCAUUAUUUUCAUGAGCAAAAACUAAUUUCGUAUCUCGAAUAAACCAAUUUAGUUUUAGUUUAAAACAUUUCAUUUUCAAUCUUUUUAAUUUACUAUUUGUAUUUUUUUGUUCUUCAUUUAAUAUUUUGUUACAAUGUUAGAUUGGUUAAGAUGAAUUACGCAAGUAAUAUAUUACGUCAGAAUCACAUAAUUGAUGCAUAAUUAACUUAGGAACUCUGGAUAAAAUAUCUAACCUACCCUUAAGUGAUUCAAUACACUUUGAGGACUUCUACUUUUCGUACUUUUACUUCAUUUGUCAGUUUACUAUACACUUACCUUUAUUUUUUCUUCGCUAGCUAAAGAACCUUUAAAAAAAGUUGAAAUCACGUUUCAAUUAAAGUGGCAUAUGCUUUACAAUAUACUGUUUUUAGUAGUAUAUAUCAAACGUUUAUAGUUGUAAUGUACGUUUAUAUGCAAAUAACACUUGAGUUAUAGACUACUAAUCAAUUUCAACAUAAGUUUAUGUAAAA
This is a messenger RNA of Arabidopsis lyrata subsp. lyrata, 1015 nucleotides long. Its product is annotated as classical arabinogalactan protein 27. The record is from RefSeq and is a predicted model, not a curated record. Lineage: Eukaryota; Viridiplantae; Streptophyta; Magnoliopsida; Brassicales; Brassicaceae. The transcript has a single exon. Bases 105 to 479 code for a protein of 124 amino acids.